UUCGUUGAUUUCUUUUCUUUUUUUUCUUUUGAUUCUAAAAAAGUUAUCAAGUUAUUGUAUAAAAUUAAGCAGUUGAUUGUUGCUUGAUUGAAAUUUAAGGAAUUAUUUCAAAUAUAAGAUUAUUCGAAUAAAAUUUCUAUAUUACCAUAUAUUGUUAUUUAUUUUAACAUUCCGAACGAAAAAUAGGUAAAUAAAUGACACUUUUAUGAGUGUCAAACGUACAAAAUUUUCUACCUACUAUCGGUUUUCUAUCUGCUCCUAGCAAUCAUCAGCGCGUGGCGAUGUUUUUUCGCUUCGUUUCCUUAAUCGGAUUAUUAUGGAGAUUCAGUAGAAAAUGAAAUGUGACCAAGCGAACCUAAAUUUCUCCAUAAAACGAGGUCGAAGUAAGAUAUCCGUUAACUGACCAGUCGAGUGUCGAACGUUCAACAAGAAAUACUAUUUACACUUCAUACGAAGAGAUGUUCUCUCUUAGUGAUUAAGAUCGUACUACACCUAAGAAGGUACUACCUACCGAGAAAUGAGGACCGCCUAUUGGUUGUUGUUCCUCGUUGUUCUUUCUAUUCAAAACUCUUUUCAACGGGUCGACAAAAAGAUUAUCGAUUCGGAGAAAAAGUCAGAAAUAUCCUUGAAAAAUGACGAAUUCCCGCAUACGAAGAAAGAUUGGAACAUGAAGAAGUUGCAACAAUUGUUGAAACAGGCGACGAAUUCUUCCUUGAACGCGAUCAGCCAGGUGACUGCCACGAGUCAAGGUCCCUGUACAUGCGGAGGAGGUGUUUGCUCUUGUUGCUCUAGAAUUUUAUUCGACACUUGGAAACAGAAGGCGUGUGUGGAUGUGACAUACGAUCCGGAUGAAUUUAGCUUCACGGCAAAAAUUUCUAUGAAUGACAAUGUUUUUUACUCGAGAACCGUAUCCUGGAAAAAUCCUCGGCCAAUAUGUGUACCAGUGCCACGAUUUCAAUUUAUCAAAGCAUGCGUCCGAUUUUAUAACAUUUAUUUCCAAGGUAGGAAUAUUCAUACGUGUGUGAACAUGGAGGGGAAGUUCAGAGAUAUCACGAUAUUUAAGGUCGGGUUAGAUUGCAUUAGAUUCGGUGCAAACGGCUUGGCACUGGUAAAGCCAGAGGAUGGAGGUGGAUUAGGUCAAAUAGAAUUCUUGCCAGGUGACGAUGAUGAGGAUGAGGACGAUUAUGAUUACGACGACGACGACGAUGACGACGACGAUUUACUUGAUUUCUGAGGAAACCUAAGAUUCUGUUCGUGACGAGCGCGAAGGACUUGAUAGUACAAUUACAUAUUUUUAUUGAUAUUGCGUGAUGACGAAUAUUAUUUAUUGUAUUUUAGUCUUAUAGAUAAGAAUUUAAUGCGACGUUUUGAUUGUAAAAUAAUACGUAAGAGAUUUUUUAUUGGAGUCAAAUUUUUCAAUAUAAUUUUAUAUUGUAUUCAAAAUAUCGUACUAAACUAUUGAAAAUAAUGAUAUUGUGUUAUUAGAAAAAAUAGGUAAAUAAAGAGAUGUAUUCAAAA
Molecule: messenger RNA, 1518 nt
Organism: Apis cerana (Asiatic honeybee)
Lineage: Eukaryota; Metazoa; Arthropoda; Insecta; Hymenoptera; Apidae
Source: RefSeq, a predicted model, not a curated record